AUGGGAGUGAUGUUUUCAAGUCAAUCCGACAAGACCAAAAGGACAAAAGGUCAGAAAUUCUCCGAAAAAAAGAUUUCUCUCAAACCAUUAUACAAUAAUGAAGCGCCAGAGACAAAUCAAUCUACCUGUGUCAAUUUCAACUUUGUUCUGAAGGACAUAGCAGAAAUACCAAGCUUCAUUUGGCACAUGACAGAGGUUCAAAAACUAAAUCUAUCACAGAACAAGCUAGUCAGACUUCCUCCAGCGCUGGGAAAGCUCGAACAAAUAGUGGUGUUAAACUUAUGUGGCAAUAACAUUGUUUACCUACCUAGAGAAAUUGGACUCUUGAAGAACCUCAAGGUCUUAUUUGUUAAUUCAAAUUACUUGUGUGAUGUCCCAGAGGAGCUGAGUUCAUGCAGAAAGCUGGAAGUUCUUAGUUUGUCACAUAAUUGCAUUUCAGGACUACCCUGGUCCUACUGUGACUUAACUAACCUUAGAAAAUUAAAUCUGAGUAAUAACUGGAUAGUGAACAUCCCUGCAUGUAUAUUUCAAAUGAAUAAUCUGGAUUUUCUGCAUUUGGGAUCCAACAAGAUUGAAACUAUUGCGGACAGCAUUAAACAUUUGGAAUGUUUGAAGAUAUUCAUUGUUGAGAAUAACAAUAUACGUGUGUUACCUAAAUCCAUUUGCUCAUUGACUUCUCUUGAGCUACUGAACGCUGACUUUAAUUCCAUACAGACGCUUCCAGACGAUCUGUUUAUGUUAAGAAAGUUGACAAGAAUUGCAUGGAAUCCAGUGGACAAAGGUUUUCAUAUUAUCAAUAAUCCCUUAAGUAACCCGCUAUCUGAGAUUGCAGAAAGUGGGCUAGGUAUGUUAUUUAACUACCUAAAAGAUAACAAAUAGGAUGGCAUGAUUAAUAGAUUUUCUGAGAUCUAUGGUUUAUUUCCAAAUUACUAAAAUUGGUUAUGUUACAUGGAUUUGCAUGGUACAAGCCUUUAGGACUAUUUCAAUUUUAUCUUCUGUUUCUUGGAUAUAAUUUCAAGAAUGUACUUUCUAUAUGUACUGUAUUUGGAAAUGCUCUGAAAAAUACCCUCAAACAAAGGUCUGACGAUAAGACUAAGAUUCAGAUCCUUAGUCUGAUGAUGCA
Spea bombifrons (plains spadefoot toad) is the source of this 1123-nucleotide messenger RNA. RefSeq names its product leucine rich repeat containing 30 (gene LRRC30). Gene Ontology annotation, molecular function: protein binding. The record is from RefSeq and is a predicted model, not a curated record. Bases 1 to 879 code for a protein of 292 amino acids. The transcript has a single exon. Lineage: Eukaryota; Metazoa; Chordata; Amphibia; Anura; Pelobatidae.